ACAAUGGAUCUACCAGAAAUUGCGCUUAGGGUCUUUUGCUAUCUAGACUCUAUUUCUCUGGUCCGAUGCGAACGUGUCUGUCGAGAUUGGAGUUCACUUCUAAUACAGAAUGAAAACCAUCUCUGGUGCGCUUUUGCGGCGGCAUUGUCACCUGUCAACGGAAGACUUCCUCACCGACUCGAAUGGGAGACUUGGAAAGAUAUCGUACGGCUAAAACAUGCGUGGGAUAAAGUGUUACCAAAACUUACGGCAGAGUCGAGAAGGUUGCAUGAUCCUGCGGAAUACUUGCAGGAGGCUCCGACUAUUGUUGGGGAGGUGGUGGUGGACACGACUGGCCACAACAAAGAUCGACGAUCAAAAGUCAGUGUAAUGGACUCGUACAGUUCAUCAGAAACCCGGGACUACAUACAAACCCAAGCUGUAGGACCUCACAUUGUAUACGCCAUAACAGGCAUAUCCCAUAUCGGCACAUUUGAUAUCCGCGCAUCAUCUAUUUCAGCACCGUCCAUUAAACUCCCCGCAACAUCUUUUCAACACCCACCACGACUCCAACGCGUUUUUCAUUCCACAUUGAUACCCGUUCACGAAGGGAUGGGAUGGAUGAGCUUUUGGGAUCCUCGACAUACGGAUCGACAAGGUCGAUUUCGUGCCAUAGAUGAUGAAUACUGUCAGGGCCAACUCUAUGAACACCUUUACGCGUGUUUUAAUCCCCGUUGGUCAGAUGAUGAGUCUGAAACCGUCGAUGCACGCCGAAUUGUUCGUCUUUGGGAUGUAAAGUGUCCGUCGCAACCUAUAUUAUCUUGGAAUGCACAACUCCCCGGACACGUCGUGGACGUCGCAUUGAAUGAUUCCCUAGUUGCAUGCGCAUAUGGGUCUCGUCUUGAUGCAGAGGCUGGACCCAUAGACAAUGCGCAAGAUACGCCGGUUUUUGGAUUAGAGUUUAGGUCUGUUGUGACCGGUGAUUUAGUCCGGUCUGUGCCGGCUCUUUCGGGGGUUCAAGAUGUCAUCUUUCUGGUUAUGACCCGUUUUUACUGUCUGGUUGUGCGAGCGCCCGAUGAUGGACAAUUGGUGACAGUAGUUGACCUGGCUACAGGAAACGUGGCUCACGAGAUCAAUUUAAUGGAAAGCUUUAUUCGAACAUAUGGUGGUCUACACGUCAAGGACGAUGAAACGAUGCUCAUGCUAUGGUCUAGUUCCAAUCGACUUGCUUGCCUCGAUUUAAUCCGUGGAUGCUGGACGUUACAUGAGCGGAAAAGGGAUGAGUUGUUUGAAAAGUGGCAUUACGGGGUAUGGGUGGCCAUUGAACAGAAUGAACAUGUUUGCAACAGAGUAAAAGUACUUGGCACGAAUGGCACAAUCAAAAGUAGUAUAUCAGAUAAGAGUCGAUUUAGAGUGAUAUGGAAAGCCAUAGGAGGAGUUCCCUCAGUGUCGCCCCCAUCGUGGACAUCGGAAUGUAAUAUAAUCUUGAAUGGAUGAUAUACUAUAUUGUUUGCA
This is a messenger RNA of Spizellomyces punctatus DAOM BR117, 1494 nucleotides long. RefSeq lists its product as uncharacterized. Lineage: Eukaryota; Fungi; Chytridiomycota; Chytridiomycetes; Spizellomycetales; Spizellomycetaceae. Gene Ontology annotation, molecular function: protein binding. The coding region runs from base 4 to 1476 and encodes 490 amino acids. The record is from RefSeq and is a predicted model, not a curated record. The transcript has 2 exons.